This is a messenger RNA of Odobenus rosmarus divergens (Pacific walrus), 1794 nucleotides long. It is a transcript of the gene NDOR1, whose product is annotated as NADPH dependent diflavin oxidoreductase 1. The transcript has 14 exons. The coding region runs from base 1 to 1794 and encodes 597 amino acids. Gene Ontology annotation, molecular function: FMN binding; flavin adenine dinucleotide binding; NADPH-hemoprotein reductase activity. Lineage: Eukaryota; Metazoa; Chordata; Mammalia; Carnivora; Odobenidae. The record is from RefSeq and is a predicted model, not a curated record. Gene Ontology annotation, cellular component: cytosol.
AUGCCGAGCCCGGGCCUUCUGGUGCUCUUCGGCAGCCAGACAGGCACGGCUCAGGAUGUGUCGGAGAGGCUGGGCCGCGAGGCUCGGCGCCGGCGGCUCGACUGCCGGGUGCAGGCCCUGGACUCUUACUCAGUGGUGAAUCUGAUUAAUGAGACCCUGGUGAUAUUUGUUUGUGCAACUACAGGCCAAGGAGAUCCCCCUGACAACAUGAAGAACUUCUGGAGGUUCAUAUUCCGGAAGAAUCUGCCACCGACCUCCCUCUGUCAGAUGGACUUUGCCGUCCUGGGCCUCGGCGACUCCUCAUAUGCCAAGUUCAAUUUUGUGGCCAAGAAGCUACACCGUCGGUUGCUGCAGCUUGGGGGCCGCGCCCUCCUACCCAUGUGCCUGGGCGAUGACCAGCAUGAGCUGGGGCCUGAUGCUGCCGUCGACCCUUGGCUGCACGAUCUAUGGGGGAAGGUGCUGGGGCUGUACCCCGUGCCCCUUGACCUUGGCACGAUCCCCGCCGGAGUCCCUUUGCCCUCCAAGUUCACGCUGCACUUCCUCCCGGUGGCCCCAAGGGUGUGCUCUGAGGGGCAGCGCAUGGCUGGCACAGAGCCUCAAGGUCCCCCAUCCGAGCAGCAGCCCUUCCUGGCACCCAUGGUCACCAACCGGAGAGUCACCGGCCCCUCGCACUUCCAGGACGUUCGGCUGAUGGAGUUCGACAUCACAGGCUCCGGGCUCAGCUUUGCAGCUGGCGACGUGGUGCUGAUCCAGCCUGAGAACACGGCCAGCCACACCCAGCGGUUCUGCCAGGUGCUGGGCCUGGACCCAGACCAGAACUUCACCCUGCUGCCCCGGGAGCCAGGUGUGCCCUGCCCUGCGCGGCUGCCCCAGCCCUGCUCUGUGAGGCACCUUGUGUCCCACUACCUGGACAUUGCCAGUGUGCCCCGCCGUUCCUUCUUUGAGCUCCUUGCCUGUCUCUCUCCCCAUGAGCUGGAGCGGGAGAAGCUGCUGCACUUCAGUUCCCCCCAAGGUCAGGAGGAGCUGUACUCCUACUGCAACCGGCCUCGCAGGACCAUCCUGGAGGUACUGUGUGACUUCCCGCACACGGCUGGAGCCAUCCCCGCAGACUACCUCUUGGACCUCAUCCCCCCGAUCCGUCCACGGGCCUUCUCCAUCGCCUCCUCUCUGCUGGCUCACCCCUCGAGGCUGCAGAUUCUCGUGGCUGUGGUGCAGUACCAGACCCGCCUCAAGGAGCCCCGCCGGGGCCUCUGCUCUUCCUGGCUGGCGUCGCUGGAUCCUGGGCAAGGACCUGUCCAGGUGCCACUGUGGGUGCGGCCUGGGGGCCUGACCUUCCCACAGACACCAGGCACACCUGUAAUCAUGGUGGGCCCUGGCACUGGCGUGGCCCCUUUCCGAGCAGCUGUCCAGGAGCGCGUGGCCCAGGGUCAGAGCGGAAACGUUUUGUUCUUUGGCUGCCGCUUGCGCGACCAGGACUUCUACUGGGAGGCUGAGUGGAUGGAGCUGGAGGGGAGGGGCUGCCUGACACUCUUCACGGCCUUCUCCCGGGAACAGGAGCGGAAGGUGUACGUGCAGCAUCGGCUCCGAGAGCUCGGGCCACUGGUGUGGGAGCUGCUGGACCGCCAGGGUGCCUACUUCUACCUGGCAGGCAACGCCAAGUGCAUGCCAGCAGACGUGUCAGAAGCCCUGACGUCGGUCUUCCAGGAGCAGGGUGGGCUCUCGGCCCCUGAUGCAGCUACCUACCUUGCCAGGCUCCAGCGGACGCUGCGUUUCCAGAGUGAGACGUGGGCCUAA